AUGGCUGCUUGUUUGUCAUGUUCUGCCGAACUUCUAACUUCAUACAAGUUUUGCCCACGUUGUGGACAGAGCCAAAAAAGCAAUGAUGGCGCUGGAACAAGUAAGCUUACACCAACUCCUACUACGAAACGAUCCAGUAAUAAAACGUUAGGAUACAAACAGUUUAAGGAGCUGAAGGGUGAGAAACCAGCGACAUAUUUUAGACGUGAGAAGAAGAAUAGAAAUGCUGAAUGUUUAGACGAGAAAGUUACUGUGAAUGUUGGUUUCAUGAAAUACGAUGGCGUGGAUAUGAAAGGACAGAGAGGUAAAUCGUUGCCUCUAACCAUAGCAAAGUCUAGUGAUAGGAAAGAACUUAUGGAUGCGGCCUUCGGUAAAUUAAAAGCUCACAACAUGGCGGAAAUUAAAUCUAUUGGAGACUAUGAACUUUUGUACUCCGAUGCAACAGUUGUCGAGAAGCUUCGAGAAUCUGACGAACCAUUUGUACUUCACAAGUAUAAGAAAGAGUAUGGGAAACCCUACAGUCGCAUUACAUUUUACCUAUCGUUGAAAACAGAUUUGAUCAACUAUAAACUUACUUCUUUGAAAAAAGGAAUUUAUAGUUCACCCUCGUGCGAGAGUCAAGAUGAGAGUGAUUCAGAAGGAAGUCAAUCCAAGAAAUUGAAGACAGAACCGAAACGUCGCAAACCAUCAAUGGUUAAGACCCAGAAACCAGUUAUUCAAGUUGUUGAUUCUAGUCCAGUUAGCACUUCAUCCAACACAGAGCUAGAGCAGACAGAGUCAAAACAGACUGAGCAAAUUGAGACGGAUGCUGCCAUUGCCUUGGCAUUGCAAAUGGAGAAUGUCGACAAUACUUAUGCUGCACUUUUCACUAUUGAUGAUCAACUAGAGGAACUGUCCACCAAUGAAGAGACAUGUUCUGAUGAUGCAGUAGAAAUGUCUACAUCUGGCAAGGAUGAUGCUCAAACUCCCACAAUUGAAGCAGUGGUAACAGAAUUAGCUCAGCAAGUAGAUUUUAGUAAUAUUACUAAGUUUAAUGUUGUCCGUACCCAUCUUUUUGACAGUGCAAAACGGGCCUUAAACCGUAAAAAAUUUGAUCCAUGCCAUAAAGUCUCUGUGAAGUUUAUGGAUGAUGUAGGCUCAUCAGAGGGGGCUGUUGAUUUGGGGGGCCCUAAGCGUGAAUUUUUUACCUUGUUAUUACACAGUUUAUUGUAUGAGUCCCCAUUAUUUUUUGGUCAUGACAAUUCAAGAUAUAUUUCUUUAAACCAAAAAUCAUUUGAGGAAGAAGAGUAUAGGUUAACAGGUAUGCUCAUUGCACUUUCACUUGUACAUGGAGGUCCAGUCCCUCACUGCCUAUCAAACCUCCUUUUUCAAGCAUUAGUUGGUGGGGUUCAGGGGGUAAAACCCACAGUUGCAGAUAUGGAAAAUAUACAUGAUGCAACAAAAGAUGUCAUACUCUCUCUCAAUGAUGUUACACCAGAAAAUGUAAAUACAUUUAUUGACAGUAAUGAAAGACUGUCAACAGUUGUAGAUCUUGCAGGGGCAUGGAAACCAGUAAAAACCUCUGAAGAUAAGUUAAGCAUAACCAAUAGCUUAAUAAAAUGGUUCCUGGUAAGUAGAAGUCAGUGUGCAAUCCUGCAAUUUCAGAAAGGCCUUGAAAUUUUGGGAGUAUUAGAUAAAAUGAGGCAAUUUCCAGGUGUGUUCAGGCAACUGAUGUGCUACUCCCCAAACAGGCUCACUGUUGAGUGUUUUGAAGCUAAAUUAAGUUAUGAUAGAAGUGAAAUGGGUUCUAACUCUUUUCAAGUAGAGAAUGCAGUAUUGGGCUUCUGGGGUGACUUCUUAGUGGAUGCUAGUGAGGGUGAAUGCCAACUUGAGCUCAAAGAUGUACUAAUGUUUAUCAGUGGAUGUUUAGAAUUCCCUCCCCUUGGUCUGGAAAUAACAGUAAAGUUCUUGCAUGGGGAAAGGGGAUGUAAGUUUCCCAAAGCCAACACUUGUGCCUGUGAGCUAAGUUUACCAAUUCAACACACCACAUAUGCCUCUUUUAAAGAUGAUAUGACAUUUGCCAUCUUAAAUUCCAAAGGAUUUGGACAAACUUAA
Molecule: messenger RNA, 2094 nt
Organism: Paramuricea clavata
Lineage: Eukaryota; Metazoa; Cnidaria; Anthozoa; Malacalcyonacea; Plexauridae
Source: the annotation of a GenBank genome assembly